UACCAUGAAAAUUGUGUGAGAUGUACUGUUUGUUCUAUUCUUCUACAAGAAAAGUGCUUCGAAAAAAGUGGUCACGUAUACUGUCGCCUUCAUUAUUAUGUAGAAAAUAGUCCGUAUCGUUGUGGCAGCUGUCGACAAGGGAUUGGACCCACAGAAAUGGUAUACAAGAUGAAGGUACUUAAUAUUUUCUAUCAUAUUUUUUGUCAUCGAUGUGCUCAAUGUGGUAGGAAAAUAACGCAAGGAGAACAAGUUUUUAUCGACGAAGUAUCUAAAAAUAUCACAUGUAUAGCUCAUACAGUCUGCCGCCUUAAUUCUCCAACAAGUAUAUUUGCAUAUUCAUAUGAUACGUAUGGAUAUGAUCAUAGCGAUGUCUCAAAAUUUCUCAAACGCCGUGGGCCACGCACGACAAUUAAACAAUAUCAAUUAGAUAUGCUAAACAAAACAUUCACUUCUACUCCAAAACCAUCAAAACAUGCAAGAGCUAAACUGGCAUUAGAAACAGGUCUUAGCAUGCGUGUUAUACAGGUUUGGUUCCAAAAUCGAAGAAGUAAGGAGCGAAGAUUAAAACAUUUAUGUAAUUAUUUAAGACAAUUUGAACAACGAGGCCUGAUAGCUCCACCAACUGAAUUUGAUUAUAAUGCAUUUCCAUUUGAUACAGAAAAAGAUGAAGAAGAUAUUGAUAAUUAA
Messenger RNA from Thelazia callipaeda (thelaziosis nematode), 687 nucleotides. The record is from the annotation of a GenBank genome assembly. Lineage: Eukaryota; Metazoa; Nematoda; Chromadorea; Rhabditida; Thelaziidae.